CCCACCAAACUUUUCGAGCUCUUUGCAUCGUUAACAACGAACGAGAGGUACACAAGCUCAUAAAAGUUAAAAAGAAACACCACAAAACAGAAUCGAUUUCUCCAAAGUUUUGAGUUUUGGAUCUCUUAUAAUUUGAUAAUUCUAAACAUAAUAGCUCUGUAUUAUCUUCUUGAUUUAAUUUCUUAAUUUGUAUUUUGGGGUUCAAUGGGUUCUACAAUUAGAAUUGGGUCAUCAAUUCUCUUGCCCAUUUCUUCUUCUUCUUCUUCACCAAAAUCAUCAAAUAUACUGAGGAAUGAUAAGAUUGGAUAUGGGUUUCAAUUCAGUGGAAAUGGGUGCAUCACAAAAAUCUCUGCCAUCACUCCUAAUGGCUCUGUUUUUCCUUCUGCUUCUUCUCAUGGGGAGUCAAGUUCAAUGGGAGAUGUGCAUAGAAGAAGAAGCAGUCUUGAAUCUCUGUUUUGUUACGAUAAGCCUAUACCAGAGGAGAGAAUUGAGGAGCCCGUAGGUGUUUCGUUGGCUGCAAAAGUAAUUGGAGAUAAUCCUCGGUGCACUGAUUGCCAAGCCAAAGGCGCUGUUCUCUGCACCACAUGCUCUGGUUCUGGCUUAUAUGUUGACUCUAUAAUGGAAAGCCAGGGCAUCAUUGUCAAGGUCAGGUGCUUAGGUUGUGGUGGGACAGGGAACAUCAUGUGCUCAGAAUGUGGUGGCCUAGGUCAUCUUGGACCCAAGAAAGCUUCUGAUUUUACUGUUUCCAUUUCCCUUCCAUUCAGUUGAUGCAACAAUGGAGAUGCAUUCAUUUGCCUUGGUGGUGUGUCUGGUCGUGUUUCAAAUUUUCAAUCUAAAACAAUGAAUCUGGAGUCAGCAAGCGAGAUGAAGUUAGCUUCAGAUGAUUGUUAAGCUCCACGUCUCUGAAAUUCUUGAAUGCGAAAUAGUAUAGUUGGGUCAAGCCGUGGGUUCUCUGGGUUCUCUGUGUAAGCAAUGUAGUAAGCUGCAACACAUGAUUGUUGCCAUGCCAUUGCUAUCCGACACUGCAAGCAAAAAAAAUCGUCAUCGAACUUUGUGAGUUUCCAAGUACUGUUGUAAGAAAUGUUUACAAUACUAAAGAUAGCUGAUCUCUUACCAUGAA
This is a messenger RNA of Populus trichocarpa (black cottonwood), 1120 nucleotides long. RefSeq lists its product as uncharacterized. NCBI's taxonomy places the organism in Eukaryota, Viridiplantae, Streptophyta, Magnoliopsida, Malpighiales, Salicaceae. The record is from RefSeq and is a predicted model, not a curated record. Bases 205 to 768 code for a protein of 187 amino acids. The transcript has 5 exons.